AUAGCGCCGAGAAGGCGGAGGAAGGUGAGGAAGAAGGCGGUGGUGAAAUUGGAGAGGAGGCUGCUCAAGUACGAGGAGCUGCCGGAGUAUUUAAAGGAUAACGAAUUUAUAACGGAUCAUUACAGAUGCGAGUGGCCUUUGAAAGAUGUAAUUCGCAGCGUCUUCACCUUGCACAACGAGACGCUCAAUAUCUGGACGCAUUUGAUCGGAUUCGUGAUAUUUUUCGGAUUGACGGUUAUCAGCUUGACGGACAAGACGACGUUCAAAAAUGUGUUGGCCGCUUUUUUCGGAGAGGAAAGCGACGGAUGGUUGUUCAAGUCGACGAUGAUGAUGAACCAAUCCAACGGCUCUAACGCUUUCUUUUCGGAUUCAUAUCUGAGACAUAUUGCAGAAUCACCAAUCUUGGGCAUGAAUAUAUACUCAAAGUCAGUCCCAGUAUGGCCUUGGUUGGUAUUCCUGGGCGGGGCAAUGACCUGCUUGAUCUUCAGCACAGUGUCGCACCUCUUCGCUUGCCACUCUCGGCGGUUCUACUUCUUCUUCUGGCGGUUGGACUACGUGGGCAUCUCCCUCAUGAUCGUCUGCUCCUUCUUCGCUCCCAUAUACUACGCCUUCUCCGACCAACCUCACUGGCGCUUCCUCUACCUCUCCUCCAUCACAUUAGUCGGCAUCCUGGUCAUCGUCACUCUGCUGGCCCCUUCCCUCUCUAGCGGCCGUUUCAGGUCCUUCAGAGCUGCUCUGUUCCUCUGCAUGGGAUUCUCAGGCGUCAUUCCGGCCACCCACGCCGUCGUCCUCCACUACGACCACCCCUUGAUUUUGGGAUCCCUUUGUUAUGAGAUUGUGAUGGGGCUUCUGUACGCUGUUGGGGCGGUGUUUUAUGUGACUAGGAUCCCUGAGAGAUGGAGGCCCGGUGCAUUUGACAUUGUGGGCCACAGCCAUCAGAUUUUCCACGUGCUCGUCGUUGCCGCCGCAUUGGCUCACAGCGCUGCCACGCUCAUUAUCAUGGAAUGGCGACGGGGUUUUACUGCCCCGGCUUAAUAGGUUGUGAUGAUUUUAUUCGAAUGAGUUCCUCUAGUUUUGUUUCUGUUCUGCUUCUGCUUGUGAUGAUGAUGAUAUCAUAUAUAUAUAUAGAUGGAGUAUGUAUUUGUAUCUGCUUGAACUUGUGAAGCUCGCUAUAUUAAGGAAAUUGGAUCCUCAUACAAAAUUAUUUUCUUGAUUAA
Molecule: messenger RNA, 1217 nt
Organism: Salvia splendens (bonfire salvia)
Lineage: Eukaryota; Viridiplantae; Streptophyta; Magnoliopsida; Lamiales; Lamiaceae
Product: heptahelical transmembrane protein 2
Exons: 4
Biological process (GO): response to hormone
Cellular component (GO): membrane
Molecular function (GO): signaling receptor activity
Source: RefSeq, a predicted model, not a curated record